This is a messenger RNA of Staurois parvus, 609 nucleotides long. NCBI's taxonomy places the organism in Eukaryota, Metazoa, Chordata, Amphibia, Anura, Ranidae. The record is from the annotation of a GenBank genome assembly.
AUGUCGGACCUCAUGGUGGGCCUGGUGGUGAUGCCUCCGGCCAUGCUGAAUGAGCUCUACGGCAGGUGGGUCCUGGACGCCGCCUUCUGUUGCAUCUGGUACUCCUUCGAUGUCAUGUGCUGCAGCGCGUCCAUACUCAACCUUUGCGUGAUCAGCCUGGACCGGUACCUGCUCAUCAUCUCGCCGCUCAAGUACAAGCUCCGCAUGACCUCCUGCCGGGCCUUGGGCCUGAUCUUGGCCACCUGGACAUUGGCGGCGCUGGCCUCAUUUCUACCUAUCGAGAUGGGGUGGCAUGAGCAGAACUUGGAGGCCCCGUCCUCAAACUUGACAUCCGUCGUGGAGGAGAAGCAGUGCCGGCUCACAGUCAGUCUACCCUACGCCCUGAUCGCCUCCUGCUUGACCUUCUUCUUGCCCUCGGCGGCCAUCUCCUUUACCUACUGCCGGAUCCUGCUGGCGGCCAGGAAACAAGCCGUCCAGGUGGCCUCUCUGACCACCAACAUGCCCAAUACUAAUGAAGACCACACACAGGUAAGUAAUGGCUUAAUCAGAACUCAUAGAAGAGCACCUAGAAAAGCACCUAGAAAAGCUCCUAGAAGAGCUCCUAGAUAA